CUAACUUGUGUUGCUUUCACCAGUUGUAUUAUAUACCGCGCGACAUGGUAUCUUGGUAUCAAUAGCAAGUACUAAUCAUCCCUUCUGAAAAUUGUUAUUAAUCGAGGCUUCUGGAGCGUUCUCUUUGGUCUCGGAAUAUAAACAUGUCCUACGUCACCGCUAAGUUUGUCCGUACAGUCGCCUCGAGGCGGCGUUACGUUAACUUCGGCAACGGGAGUGCCUGCCGUUCCCCACAUGUUUCUUUCUCUCAUCGUCCUUGCACUUUUGGGGAACGCCUGUCACUCCUUCGACCUUCCUUCACUCCGUUACGACCGAAACGACCCCACUACGGCACACUCACUCGCGCUAAGCCAUCUCCACCACAUCAUGUCCGGUGGAAGUGCAAUCCAUCCCGCAUCGAAGCCUCCAGAUGUUCAUAAAACAGAAACUGAGCGACCCAAAGGCGCAUAUCCCAAGAAGGAUGACCGGGCAUAUACACAAGUGUACCUCGCUCGUGCGCGGAUUGAGGGGAUUGAGAAGUGGAGAGUGGCGGUUGAUACAGCGCUGCAGGCAGCCGAGGAAGAACGGACGCGGUUUGAGGAAACGAAUAGGAAACGGCGAAGAACUGAAGAAGAGGCGUGGGCAGCUCUUGAAGAGACGCAAGAGGAUAUCGAGGGGGUAAUGGCGCCGGACGUCCGAGUUGAGCAUACUGACGCAGUGGGGGGUACAAAGCAGAAGCGCCGCAGUCGGCGGCAUGAGCUUUGGAAAGGCCUCCGAAAUGUGUUCUUUAAUAUUAUCUUCUAGUGCAGUCCGUCAUCUGAUUUCUUAUCGUGGGUGUUCGUAAUAGCAUAAUUUGCUGUUCUGGGAGGCAUGAGCAGUGGGUAGAUGAUGGUC
Messenger RNA from Suillus paluster, 873 nucleotides. RefSeq lists its product as uncharacterized. The transcript has 2 exons. The record is from RefSeq and is a predicted model, not a curated record. Bases 235 to 783 code for a protein of 182 amino acids. NCBI's taxonomy places the organism in Eukaryota, Fungi, Basidiomycota, Agaricomycetes, Boletales, Suillaceae.